Molecule: messenger RNA, 1306 nt
Organism: Neolamprologus brichardi
Lineage: Eukaryota; Metazoa; Chordata; Actinopteri; Cichliformes; Cichlidae
Product: dual specificity protein phosphatase 13B-like
Biological process (GO): protein dephosphorylation; negative regulation of MAPK cascade
Cellular component (GO): cytoplasm
Molecular function (GO): protein tyrosine/serine/threonine phosphatase activity; MAP kinase phosphatase activity
Source: RefSeq, a predicted model, not a curated record
AUGAACCACAUUUGAAAGGCUAAAGAGGGAAGUGUAAUUCAUAAAACCACCAAGAAGAGGCCCAGAGGAGGUUGUAAAAGCAGAAGUGGAGAAUUCAGACAUGCCCAGAGGCCUCAGCUGCCUGGCGAGCCCUGAGGGGGCAGAAGGCCGGUAUGAAACCCCCCCAGCUUCAGAGCUUCAGAGACUGAUGUGGACAAAAAAAGGGUCCAGUAACCAUCUGGAUGAGGUUCAUCCCGGGAUCUACAUCGGAGACAUGUACGCAGCCAAAGACAAAAGGACUCUCCAGGCUCAUCGCAUCACCCACGUGCUUAAUGCAGCUGAUGGGAAGUUCAAUGUGAACACAGGGCCCAGCUUCUACCAAGACACCACGAUCACUUAUCACGGAGUCGAAGCUUUUGACAUGCCAUCCUUUGACUUGAGUCCCUUCUUUUACCCAGCGGCCAAUUUCAUCAAGAGCGCUUUGAGCUCUCCCACAGGUAAAGUCUUCGUCCACUGUGCAAUGGGCCUCAGCCGCUCAUCCACCUUGGUUCUGGCUUACCUGAUGAUCCACGAGAACAUGACUCUGGUGGACGCCAUCAAAGCUGUGGGCGCCAACAGGAACAUUUCUCCCAAUAACGGGUUCUUGGAGCAGCUCCGAGCACUGGACACAAAGCUCCACUGCCAGGGAUUAUCCAGGAGCUUCAACGGGCGGACGUAAAAAUAAAAUCCUUCAGUCCAUAAAUUUGGAUAAUAUUUUUGACCCCUGUCCAUGUCUGAGUGUUAAAAAGCUAUUACAGUGAUAAUGUUUUUGUAAUGAACAGAUACUUCAGCUGUAUUUAAAGGGCUUCAAGGUAAGAAAAUUUAAUAACCUGAUGAAGAGUGAUUUUUAAACAUUAACAAUUAAGUUAUAUGAACAAAACGUGCUUAAAUUAUUAGCUCAAAAUACCCAAAAGUAUGACACAAAAGGACGACUGUGAGGUUUUAAGGUUACAAAAUCAGAAUUAACACAAAACACAAAGAAGAUUACAUUUGUGUUUAACUGUUGAAAUUCUUCCCCAUCUGUGCCUGUGUCUCCAGUCUGCAGUGAAAAAUGUGUGCCUUUAUAGAGCUUCAAAACUUCAAAUAUUUAUGUAUUAGAACAGUUAAGUUACAUUUGUGUUUGAGAAACAACAGAAAAGUUACUGCACUCAGUGAGUUAUACAGUCACAGAUUACACUACAAUGUUUACUUGACAGUGAGUGAGUGUAAUAGUGUAGUCAUACAAAUGCUACAGUUCUUGCCCUUUAACGAAUACAGUCAAAUACAGCCCUUUGACUGGGCCAUCACA